AUUAAAAAGAGUAUACGAGAAGAUAAACCAUCCAUCGUCUUCCUCAAUUCAACAUUUUCGUUUUCGCAGCUCUCGAAAUUGAAAGGAACCCGUGUUUCAAUACGGUCUUAUGUAGAGUGAAUAGUUUCGUGGUUAAAGACAUAAAAUGGUUUUUGUUUCUCAUCAACCGCAGGGAUUGAAUGUGACAUUUUCAACAAGGAAUUUGCCAUGGAACAAAAGGCUGAAGUUGAAGCAAUGUUUAACAAAACAUCACUUGAUUGGAAGAGCUGACUGGCAUCACAUGUUAAAGCAAACUACUUGUCUAAGUGUAGGGCCUCCUCACAUUUGUGGAUCCAAGUUUACGCCUUUGACGAUUACCGCCUUCAAAGGCAGUGACCAGAAUGAUGACUCGAUAAGAAGAGAUAAUGGGUUGAAGGUCCGCAAGACCUCAGUUAGAGUAGAAGAGAAGGGGGGAGUUAAGUCAAAAUCUCCAAAGACCCGCAAUGUUCCACUCCCUAGUGCCUCUGAUGCUGAUGAGAGCCUUGCAGCAUCAUCUGGUGUUCAUAAACUUUUCAAAAAAUGGCUGACAAUCUUGUGCUCACCACCAUCAAAUCAAAGAGUGGAGGAAAUUUUGGGAGAACCACCCCCAGGGGGUCUACCGGAAACUUCACAAGGGAUGCAACGGAUUGAAAAAAGUCAGACUUUGAAGGUUGUGUGGUCUACUUUUCAGGCCCUGGAUGCAACAAUAAAGAUCCCUCUAUUAAUAUUUGCUCCUUUCUUCCUUGCUGUUAAUGCAAUUUAUGGUCCUGAAGUGUCCAAGGAGUUAACUCCGUUAUGGGUUAUGGGGCCAUUCAUUGUGGCUCUCUACAUCAAGAUGGUGCAGGUGCUGUGUGCACUUUAUGUCUACAGCUUCAAGCAGACUGUGAAAGUAAUCAAGAGUUUACCCUCAUUCUGCAAAUUAGCCCACAACUAUGUUUUUGAUGGCAAGAUCAAAGAAGAUAUUAAAGUUCAUAUUUUGCAGCCUAUAUUGAACAUAAAAAAUGCAGAUUAUAAACAGCUGACAAUAAAAUUGUUGAAAGUAUUGGCAGAAUGGAUCGGAGAGAAGUAUCUUGAUUUUGUGGAAUCAAUAUGGCCUUAUUAUUGUCGAACAAUCAGAUUUUUAAAGAGAUCUAAUCUUAUAUAAUUUUGAAAAUAAUUUUGAGGUUAAGUAUACGGGGAGGGUUAAAAUAGAAAAUAUUGGAGGUAGGGGGAGUUCCUUGAAGUGGAUUUUGUGGCCAAUCACAUUUUAUGUUAGGUGUCUCUUGAACCAGUUAAUGGUCACUAACAACUCAGAAUGUAGGAAGUUCCCCAUUUCUGUUAUAUUGAAAACAUUUUUUGGUCAUAUAUUAGACUGCAACUGUAUUGAUUGUAAGUACAAGGUUGUGUAUUACAUUGAUUCUAUUAUUAUAUAUACAAUGUAAUAAUUGGAAGUUGGCAUCCAUUAUACUCAAA
Molecule: messenger RNA, 1470 nt
Organism: Medicago truncatula (barrel medic)
Lineage: Eukaryota; Viridiplantae; Streptophyta; Magnoliopsida; Fabales; Fabaceae
Exons: 5
Coding region: 146-1162 (338 amino acids)
Source: RefSeq, a predicted model, not a curated record